Schizosaccharomyces japonicus yFS275 is the source of this 1631-nucleotide messenger RNA. Its product is annotated as folylpolyglutamate synthase. The transcript has a single exon. The record is from RefSeq and is a predicted model, not a curated record. NCBI's taxonomy places the organism in Eukaryota, Fungi, Ascomycota, Schizosaccharomycetes, Schizosaccharomycetales, Schizosaccharomycetaceae. The coding region runs from base 176 to 1423 and encodes 415 amino acids. Gene Ontology annotation, biological process: tetrahydrofolylpolyglutamate biosynthetic process; dihydrofolate biosynthetic process; folic acid-containing compound biosynthetic process. Gene Ontology annotation, molecular function: acid-amino acid ligase activity; tetrahydrofolylpolyglutamate synthase activity; dihydrofolate synthase activity.
CCACCUAUAAUGAAACAUGAAAACACGCUGUGAACGAGUCCUCCGGCCUGGUGAAAUCGUCAUCUACAACCUGUAGACUUAGUUGUUCUGUUGAAACGCCGUGUUUCUGAUUACCUCUCAAUUAACCAGUUCUUGAUAGUACCUUUUUUGUUUUCUUCAAAACUGUCUCCUCAAAAUGCCGAUUAAUUUGGGUCUUACGCGUAUGUUAAAGCUGCUAAAGCUCUUGGGAAAUCCACAAGAGUCAUUUUUGGCUGUUCAGGUCGCUGGAACAAACGGAAAGGGAAGCAUUUGUACUUACAUUUACACAUCACUCUUACAAGCAUCCUACAAAGUUGGUCGUUACACAAGUCCGUACUUCGUAGACCCCCGAGACAGUAUUUCUAUCAAUGGAUCAAAAGCUAGCAAAGUUCUGUUUAACGAGUGCUGGAACAAGGUGAACGAGACGAAUCUUCGCCAUCAUACUGAAGCUACGGAAUUUGAGUUGCUUACUGCUACAGCGUUUGAGUGCUUUCAUCGGUCCAAUGUUCGCAUUGCAGUCAUCGAGACGGGUCUUGGUGGACGAUUGGACGCAACAAACGUGUUUGAGGAGCCACUUGUGUCUGUACUCGCCAAGAUUGGUCUUGAUCACCAGUUCUUCUUGGGAAAUACGCUUGCUGAAAUUGCAAGAGAGAAAGCCGGAAUCAUGAAAGCCAAAGUUCCUUGCGUCAUUGAUGGUACAAACGAUCCUACCGUUUUGGAUGCUGUGCGUCAAGUGGCCGAGUCGUUGUCUGCCGGUCCUGUGCAUGCUGUUACGGCCCAACCGGUCAAGGACGAUGAACACAAAUGGAUCGUCAACACGCCCAACUGGGGUGAAAACGUUUAUGAAACGAGUCUUAACGGAGCUUACCAAGGCGCUAAUCUGGCAUGUGCCGUUACUGCACUUGAUAUUAUCUCCAACUCUGUUCCACUCAUGCUUCCUCACGUUGUAGCCGGUUUAAAGCACACACACUGGCCGGGACGUCUUGACAUUCAAGAACUUCCUGACGUGGGCAGAAUUGUCUUUGAUGGUGCGCACAAUGAAAAUGCCGCCAUUGAGCUUUCUAAGUAUAUUGAGGAGCACCGUAAACCCGGUCAGUCAGUUACAUGGGUAAUGGCUUUCACCUCAACAAAGGAUGUUCUGGGGAUUAUUAAGACUCUUGUGAAGCCUGGCGAUUGUAUUGCCGCUACUACUUUUCCAGAUGUUGCGGGUAUGCCGUGGAUUCAUGCAAAGCCAACUGCGUCUAUCGCCAAAAUUGCCGCCUCUCUCAAUCUUCCCUGUGAGGAAUUCUCCGACAAUUGGCACGGAGCCAUCGAUUACGCGGUUGAGAGAACCCCAAACAAUGUGAUUGUUUGUGGUAGCUUGUACCUUCUCGGCCGUGUAUUCCUGUAUUAUGGAUUAGAAUGAAAAAUGUGAAGGAAACGAACAAUGGUCCACAAUGGAGUUACGCACGAUUAAACAACCCCUUAGAACAAUAAAUUAUUUGAUCUUUUUGGAUUUUUAUGAAAUUAUGUUUUCGUUCAGCAAGUCUCGUUUUCCCUGUCAAAGAUUACUGCCGCUUAAACUAAAUAAAGUUGAUCGCAAUCUUAUCUUAUCUUAUCGAGACCUACUCCUG